AUGGACAUUCGACAAUGGCUAGACGAGACCGUGCAAUUCCAUCUUGAUCCAAAGCUGCCCGAGCAAUCUGGUUUCGACCCUUCCAACUAUCCUGGAAAGCCUGGGCCCGUGUCCAGAGGAAGACAUGGGCGAAAGCCCAGUAAAUCGGACAGCUCACUGCUAGACCCUCCUGCUCUGCGGGAGAAGACGCCGACGAAGAAGAAGCGAAGACCCCCUACCGAGAACAGUACAGACCAAAGUGCCGAGAGCGACGCACUUCAUGCCACACACACUGUAUCCCCGGGGAGUAGCAUAUCGAGCCAGCGAUAUGCACGAAGGCCUCGCCGGAAGACGCGCCCGGAGCGCUAUGAGCCCUCAUCAAAGGCUGUCGAGGAGCGGGGAAAGCAUGCAUAUCGAGGCCGCAACGGCGAAUCAACGAGGUCGCGGCACAAGUCCAAGCGCAAGAAGGGUGAGAAGCCAUGCAGCGGGAUAGUGCAAAGCUUCCAUGCCAAGAACGUGUCUGGGGAUCGGCUGACUUUGAAGCCUCGGGAGCAGCUCGGCCUUUUCAACAAGGGGAAGACAUCGAUGGCGGUCAAGGGUCGUGGUUGUAUGCUUCUCCUUGUGCUGCCGGAUCUAGUCUUCUCAGAGAUGAAGUUCUUGCAGCAACACAAAGACCAACCGGAGCCCACCCCUCAGGCAGGGGUCCUUGAGAAGAGGCGCAAGAGUGAUCACGCACACAUGAAGGAGGGAGAAAUUUCCGCCUUCUUCACCUCUGUGCGUCCAGCGCUGGCAGAAAGAGAUGACAAUACCCAGAUGAAUGGGGGUCGCCACUCUCUUGACACACCACUCGAGGCCAGUCGUCCCGAGCGAGAGCCAUCUUUGGUUGGCGACGUCGCUACACCCACGAUACCCACGGUCGACAUGCCUGAUAAGGCAUCAUAUCUGGGAUCUGGGGGCAGAGGGUUGCGCCAUGAGAGCACAAGUGUCAUGUCCUGGUCAGAAUCCUCCGCGCCUCGACGGACAAAUGGUACCUCGGAAAGGUUUGUAUUGUCCUCAACGGCUCCAUCGCUGCACAGAGUGUCUAGAUCCCAGUCCUAUCCUCAGCAUACCUCUUCGCCACGACGAGUAAACCUUGUUGGUCGAGCUGCAAAGUUUCAAAGCACGGAUUCUGUUGACUCUCCGUCUUCGAUGCCAUCUGUCUUACCUGUUCGUGUAAGCGUGGACGCUCAGCAAGUCCGAAAUACACCCAGCUCAAAAGCAACCUCUCGUUCAGGUACAAAUAGCUUUUCAAACCAUAGGCAGCCUGCCGUAAAUGGAGAAGAGAAUAUUGCUGGUGUUGAUCCACCAGCAUCCUCAGGCUUUGGCAGACUUUUACGACAGUGCAAUAGUACAGUUUACGAGAGCCGCCAGAUAGUCUCGCCACACAGAAGGCAGACCGUGCGAAACGCCCCGUCAUCGUCACCGUUUGUUUACAAAGUAGAAGGACAAACCUCUAUGGAUCGAUGCUAUACAAGCCCUCGGGUGCCAACGGUGCGCUUUGCGGGUAUAGAGAGUCGGGCGCCGCCGUUAGCGAGCUUCGCUGGUCCCAGCAUUUACGAACAACAAGCGCAGCGACUGCAGCGUACUGAGGAGAGGAACUUGCUGGAUGAUUUUGAUGUCAUCGAGCAGGACUACCUGGACGGAGAUGGUGAUAUGGGAUAUGCCAAUCAGAGCUGGGAGGGACUACCAGAAGAGCCCAGAUGCCAUGAAGGAGUGGUGUCGGAAGGCGCUGAAAGACAUUUGGUGCUAGGUAAUACUGUAGUCGCGCCAGGAUUUUGGCGACCGAAUCGAUUGUAUUGA
Messenger RNA from Cucurbitaria berberidis CBS 394.84, 1818 nucleotides. RefSeq lists its product as uncharacterized. Lineage: Eukaryota; Fungi; Ascomycota; Dothideomycetes; Pleosporales; Cucurbitariaceae. The transcript is spliced from 3 exons. The coding region runs from base 1 to 1818 and encodes 605 amino acids. The record is from RefSeq and is a predicted model, not a curated record.